AUGCUGCUGCCGGGAUUCCCGCCGCAAGAGCCGCCGCAUUGCUCGGCGUGCUCCUGCUCCUCUCCUCCGCGCACCCGGCGCGGUCGGAGCGCCUCCUCGGGUCGCUGCUUGCGAUUCGGACGUGAGUUCGCCGCGACGCGUCUCAAAUGGCAUACUAAUAAAGACACGCCUAUUCCUUCGCUCACGCGUCUCCCUCCAGAACCCGAUCCGCGCAUCGAUAUCUACGAUUCCGAAGCAGAUGCGAUCGACGGCGCCAGUCCUCGACCUGCCACGUGGCCCGCCGGAGCUGUCGGACCCGGAGCUCCGGUGAGGUUCGGCACCGUAGCACGACGCAAGGAGUCGUGGCUCGGCAGAGCGAUGGACAUGGACGAGGCGUGGGCGGCGUGGGACAAGGCUGUCGGAUGUGCCGCCUUCCGAACCAAGCACGCAGAUCUCAUCGCCCAGUACCAGAACGACACGUGGCCCCAGAGCAGCAGCUUCCAGGAUGCUUCUUCCCUGCCGUGCUCUGCUCUCAAGUUGCCUCAUGUCGCCAUUCAGAUAUUCCAAACCACCCGAGCAGCACAGGGGCGGGAGGCAGGCCCCCUAGUGGUGCAAAUGGACAUGGAGGGGCAUGGGGCGGGGAAGGGGCGGCCAGGGCAUAGUGCCGAUGGUCGUCGCAUCUCGCCCGUCCAGCUGGCGCGAGCGCAUUGGAGCACUGAUGAGCGCAUGGCGCACAGCAUAGGCAGCCGCAGCAACAACAUGAAGGAGGAGGAGGCAGACGUGCUGGACACCUAUAGCAUGUGCCAUGCACAGCACUGGCAGUUGCACCAGCAACAACAUGCGGGAGGGAGGGAGGCACCUACAGCAUGUGCCAAUAUUUCGGGGCACAUGGUCAGAGGGCGAACCUGGAUGGCGGGCACGCGCGCAACAAGACGGGCCAAGGUGGGAGCACGGGCACGCGCGAGGGUGAGUCUGCAGCCAGCAGCAGCAGACAGAGAGGGAGGGGGAAGGGAGCAUCGGGAGGAGAGGCAGGAGGGGAUGGGGGAGGAGGAGGAGGAGGAGGAGGAGGAGGUGGUGGUGAUGACAAGUGGUGGUAAGGGAGGCAGCAGAGGAGGCUCGGCAGGAAGCUGA
Molecule: messenger RNA, 1110 nt
Organism: Closterium sp. Naga37s-1
Lineage: Eukaryota; Viridiplantae; Streptophyta; Zygnematophyceae; Desmidiales; Closteriaceae
Source: the annotation of a GenBank genome assembly